CACAGAUUGGUAUACGGAGACAGUCGAUUUAUUGCACUCGCACUAUGUCCAUCGCAUCCGAAAACAAUAGCAUCAUGAUAUUUUUUUCUUUAACGGCAAAAAUUCGUGGUCGAGGUACAAAAUCAGUUUGCAGAAAUGCCCAAAACAUCUAUAUUCAAAACUCGAGUUGGAACCGAGUUGCUUAUGGGUAAAGUAGUCAAGCUAAGCAAUAUUGGUAUAAAUCGAAUUCCAUGUGCACAGGUUCGCUGCAGUAUGAAUGAGUUCAAUAUAUAUCUGAAGAAAUACUUUGCCCGCUCAUUCGAAUUUUGGGCGUUGGAUAAGCAAUCAAAGGGAAGCUUGGGCGAUAUGGUGUUGAUUCGAAGGAUCGGCGUGGAUGAGCGGCCAACUACCAAUGUAGCUCAUGCAAUUGAUCGAGUAGUUUUCAAGUAUGGUAACAUACUUGAUCCUGUCACUGGUAGACGGGUCAUUAAAGACGAGUUUUCUGAUGAGAUAGAACUGCGUAAAAAGCUCGUUGCAGAGAUUAUUGAUACCCCACUAGAACAGGAUGCUUUGUUAUUUGACGAGAGGCGAGGCAUCCAACAAGAAAUACUUGCUGAGAAAAGAGCUGCCCUUGAAGGAGAUAAAGCUGACGUUGAAAAGCAGAUGGAGUCGGAAGACCUGUCUAAGGAACGGUUUGUAAGAGUGCACAGCUACCUCGAGGAACGAGCAGCUCAAGUGGCUGAUCUUCUACAGGUGGUAGACAACUCCAAUCUUGUUUCGGGUGAGGUGACCAAAGGUCCAAGAACAGCUGCACAGAGACUUCCACGUCAUAUGAGAAGGCGUGCUAUGGCUUACGAAGUUCGCCGGUUCCCGAAAGGUUUGCGCAACUUUGCUGCUCCGUUCUUGGCCCUUUCAAAGCAUCGCAAGAAACCUCCAAGCAGAUUUUUUCGCAGGAGAUCUAGGAACUUGUUGUUGAAUUACAUAAGAAGACAGCGUAAGAUGGUUUGGCUUGAAACACACAUUUGGCAUGCAAAACGAUUCCACGUCAUCGAUAGGUGGGGAUAUCGAUUGCCUGACCGAAGUUUCCAACGCAAUUUCCGGCCUUGCUAUCGUGAUUCCGUUAGACACUGUACAAUCCGUGACAAGAGCUAUCUUUCUUGCAUUUUGAUAUCACAUAACAAUCAGGAGGAGCUCAUUGCCCUACUUAAUCCUAUGUGCGCCGGUGCAACUAGUCCCACAUUCGCAUUCAAAAGCGGAUUGAACGGGAUCUGUGAGGUUUCGACUCACCUUUAUCACCCUGCGCAAUAUCCCAAUGGUUAUAUUGGGCCGGCCCGUUUUCACUGGAGCAAAGAAGGGCAAACAUUCAGUUUGGCGUUGUGGGUCCAUCCUUCGUGUCGCGAUGAGGUUUUCGAUGUAAUCAAGGAAUUAUUGGGACUGGUGGACGAACAACAUUCAAAUGGCGAGGAGCAACUGGAAAGCUUCAUCCUUAGAACUGUGGAAGAGUGGCGAUUGUGCAAAAUGCGGGUUCGCACUGAUUGUUGGAGUGGGAAGAACGGAAUUAAAGUACAAGAUCUACGCGAUCAGUUAGUUAGAUUUCGUCUUUACGGUCCUUUGGCUCUUACCAUAGUUGCGGAUGCGCUUAAACUGGUCGAGGAUGAGAAAGCGCCUCAAUUUAGCGAAAAUCACAUUGAAUGGCGUGAAUCAGCCUCGCUGCUCUCGCCUGGCAAUGCUGUUGAUGGUUCCGUAUUCUCGCUUCUAGUUGAGGAUCCACGAAUAUCGCGGCCAAGUGUGAAGGAGGUUCCUCGAAGCGAUCAUGAUGAGCCUAUUAUGGAACGUCGAGUUGUCCCUCGAGCGACAUUUUGGGACAAAGAAGAGCGCCUGAAAGCGCUAGGUGAUAGGAUGAGCGAUUCCGAAUUGAACAAGUUGAAAGGGAAAUGUCUUGGCCAGAUCAAAGAAACGGAAGCCAAGAUUCCCGUUUUCGUUGUGAUUCGUAAUGGAGGAACUGGACGUGGCGACACCUUGUCUGGAUGCGAGUUCAUCGUACCAUGUGGAUUUGGUAUGGAUUUUUGGGUGGCUUUGCAAUUACGCACUGCUCGCGCCUCUGGGUGGCGCGAUGAAUUGGCAGCACAUCUGGAAGCGUCAAGGUUAUGUUACCCAACGGAUGUUGUGGAUUCUAAGGCAGGGAAAGAUGAGAUCAACCGAAUGCAGAAUGAACUUGAGAUGAAGUACGAUAAACGACCACAUAACCGACGAGUACAGUAUUGGAAGAAAAUGUCAGUAAAAUACCCAUUCUCUUUUGAAUAUAUGGAACUUUUCAACGAUUGGUUGAAAGUCAAGGGGAAGGAACUUGCAACACAACCGUUCGUUUUGCGAGACCGCCGGCUGCUCCUAUCGCUGUCAAAGUGGAUGGAUGGAAAAGGAAAGCUUCAAGAUGGUGCGCUGAGCGAAUACUUUGGCGGUUUAGUCCCAGUAGAAUUGCAAUGCUUGGCUCGUGGUAGACCUAAGCGUUAUGGUCUUGUUUGUCUCCCAACUGCAGAAGAUAUGUUGAAGAUCAAAAAUCGUCACAAAACCGGCCCGGUAAUGAUUAUCCAACCUCCGAGAGACGCCAAAGAAGGCGCUGAAUCUACAUCAAUGGAAGUGGAGGAGCUCAUCAAGAAAAAUGACAUUUGGAAGGACACGGUGUCACUCGAUCAGUCAGCUCGUGAGAAACCAAUACCACUGAAAGAUUUGUUUCCUGACACCAAGGUGGUUGAUAAGUCACUGAAGCGAAGGUUGUUGAAUCGGAAGAAAAGAGAGAACAAGAAAAGGAAGCUCGAGAACAGAGAAGAACGAUUGAAGGAGCUGAAUGCAGAAAAAGACGAAAAGGAUAGGAUUACCUAUCGCGAGUCGGCUAACAGGCUGAUCAUUGGCAGAAUCGUACGUGGCGACUUCUCAUUCUACGCUGCAUCUGGAAGAGCACUUUCAUAUGUUCCUUUUUGCGUCUUGGAAGAAGUCCGCAAAACUGGAGGGAUGGUUCUCUUGCGAAAUUCUACAUCGAGAUAUUAUCACCCAGCAAAGCUGAAGAUUUUGACGAAUCAGCUAGAACUGUGAAAUUUUUAUCACGUCUCUCAUGUUAUUUGUUACAUUGCUUGUUGAUCGUUAUUGUUGAUGAAGUUUCAUUUUU
Messenger RNA from Cylicocyclus nassatus, 3142 nucleotides. The record is from the annotation of a GenBank genome assembly. Lineage: Eukaryota; Metazoa; Nematoda; Chromadorea; Rhabditida; Strongylidae.